AUGAUUUCCUGGGAAGUUGUCCACACACUAUUCCUGUUUGCUCAUCUUUUUUCUUCCCUAGCUCAAGAUCCGAGCCCCCAGGCAGAGAUCAGGGCUGAGGACAUUCCCGAGGGGGCCUCCACCUUGGCUUUUGUGUUUGAUGUGACGGGUUCCAUGUAUGAUGAUUUAGUUCAGGUUAUUGAAGGGGCUUCCAAAAUUCUGGAGACGUCUUUGAAAAGACCUAAGAGACCUCUUUUCAACUUUGCUCUGGUGCCUUUCCAUGAUCCAGAAAUUGGCCCAGUGACAAUUACGACAGAUCCCAAGAAAUUUCAGUAUGAACUCAGAGAACUCUAUGUUCAGGGUGGUGGUGAUUGUCCAGAAAUGAGUAUUGGAGCUAUAAAAAUUGCCUUGGAAAUUUCUCUUCCUGGUUCUUUCAUCUAUGUUUUCACUGAUGCCCGGUCCAAGGAUUACCGGCUCACCCAUGAGGUGCUGCAGCUUAUCCAACAGAAACAGUCACAAGUGGUAUUUGUACUCACUGGAGAUUGUGAUGACAGGAACCAUAUUGGAUAUAAAGUCUAUGAAGAAAUUGCUUCUACAAGUUCUGGUCAAGUGUUCCACCUGGACAAAAAGCAAGUUAAUGAGGUAUUAAAAUGGGUAGAAGAAGCAGUGCAGGCCUCCAAGGUUCACCUGUUAUCCACAGAUCAUUUGGAACAUGCUGUAAAUACUUGGAAAAUUCCUUUUGACCCCAGUCUAAAAGAAGUCACUGUGUCUCUGAGCGGACCUUCUCCAAUGAUUGAAAUCCGCAAUCCAUUAGGGAAGCUGAUAAAAAAGGGAUUUGGCCUGAAUGAGCUAUUGAAUAUCCACAACUCUGCCAAAGUGGUAAAUGUAAAGGAGCCGGAGGCUGGGAUGUGGACAGUGAAGACCUCCAGCAGUGGAAGGCACUCUGUUCGCAUCACCGGCCUCAGUACCAUUGAUUUCCGAGCUGGCUUUUCCCGAAAGCCCACCCUGGACUUCAAAAAAACAGUUAGCAGACCAGUGCAAGGAAUACCUACCUAUGUGCUGCUGAAUACUUCUGGGAUUUCCAUUCCAGCAAGAGUAGAUCGUCUUGAACUUCUGAGUAUCUCAGGAAGUUCCCUUAAGACUAUUCCUGUUAAAUAUUACCCAGAUCGAAAACCUUAUGGCAUAUGGAAUAUUUCUGACUUUAUGCCACCAAAUGAAGCUUUCUUUCUCAAAGUAACUGGCUAUGAUAAGGAUGAUUAUCUCUUCCAGAGAGUAUCAAGUGUUUCCUUUUCCAACAUUGUUCCAGAUGCUCCCAAAGUUACAAUGCCCAAGAAAACCCCAGGAUACUACCUGCAGCCAGGCCGGAUUCUCUGCUCUGUUGAGAGUCUUUUGCCCUUUACCUUGAGCUUUCUCAGGAAUGGAGCUACACUUGGAGUAGAACAGUAUUUUAAAGAAUCUGCCACUGUGAACUGGGAUAUUGAAAAGGUCACUUUGUCUGAUGAAGGCUCCUACGAGUGCGUCGCUGUCAGCAGCGUGGGGACUGGGCAGGCACAGACAUUUUUUGAUGUAUCAGAGCCUCCCCCAGUCAUCCAAGUGCCUAACAAUGUUACAGUCACUCCUGGAGAGAGAGCAGUUUUGACAUGUCUUGUCAUCAGUGCUGCAGAUUACAAUCAAACCUGGCAGAGGAAUGACAGAGAUGUCAGACUGACAGAGCCAGCAAGAAUUCGGACCUUGGCUAACCUCUCAUUGGAGAUAAGGGGUGUGAAAUUCAGCGAUGCCGGAGAAUAUCACUGCAGGGUUUCCAGUGAAGGUGGCUCCGCAGCUGCAUCAGUGUUCCUCACGGUGCAAGAGCCUCCCACAGUCACUGUGAUGCCCAAGAAUCAGUCUUUCACAGGAGGGUCUGAGGUCUCCAUCAUGUGCUCUGCCACAGGUUACCCCAAACCAAAGCUCACCUGGACCAUGAACGAUAUGUUUAUUGUGGCUUCACACAGGUACAGGAUGACCUCAGAAGGUACCUUAUUUAUCAAAAAUGCAGUUCCCAAAGAUGCGGGGGUAUAUGGUUGCCUGGCAAGUAAUUCCGCUGGAAUAGAUAAACAGACCUCUAUCCUCAGAUACAUUGAAGCCCCCAAGUUGAUUGUAGUUCAGAGUGAGCUUUUGGUUGCCCUUGGGGACACGACAGUUAUGGAAUGCAAAACCUCUGGUGUUCCUCCACCUCAGGUUAAAUGGUUCAAAGGAGAUCUUGAGUUGAGAUCCUCAACAUUCCUCAUUAUUGAUCCUUUCUUGGGACUUUUGAAGAUUCAAGAAACACAAGAUCUGGAUGCUGGUGAUUAUACCUGUGUAGCCAUCAAUGAUGCUGGAAGAGCAACGGGCAGGAUAACCCUGGAUGUUGGCUCACAUCCAGUUUUCAUCCAAGAACCUGCUGAUAUUUCUAUGGAAAUUGGAUCCAAUGUGACAUUGCCUUGUUAUGUUCAGGGAUAUCCAGAACCGAAGAUCCAAUGGAGAAGAUCAGACAACAUGCCAAUUUUCUCAAGACCUUUUUCAGUUAGUUCCAUCAGCCAACUAAAAACAGGAGCUCUUUUUAUUUUAAACUUGUGGGCAAGUGAUAAAGGAACCUAUAUUUGUGAAGCAGAAAACCAGUUUGGAAAGAUCCAGUCAGAGGCAACAAUAACAGUGACGGGACUUGUGGCUCCACUUAUUGGAAUCAGUCCUCCAGUGGCCAAUGUUAUUGAAGGACAGCAGUUAACUUUGCCCUGUAGUCUGUUGGCUGGAAAUCCCAUUCCAGAACGUCGGUGGCUCAAAAAUUCAGCGAUGGUGAGAACAUUUUAAAUGCAUGCAUCCACACUCCCGAUUUUUUGAGUAAGGAGCAAUGGGAGCCUCCAUAUUGAAAGAAUUCAGCUGCCAGAUGGAGGCGAAUAUACUUGUGUGGCCAGUAAUGUUGCUGGAACCAAUAACAAAACUACCUCUGUUGUCGUGCAUGUUCUGCCGACCAUUCAGCACGGGCAGCAGGUGCUGAGUACGAUUGAAGGCGUUCCCGUCACUCUGCCAUGCAGGGCAAGUGGGAUUCCCAAACCGUCUGUCAUCUGGUCCAAGAAAGGAGAGCUGAUUUCAACUGGCAGUGCUAAAUUUUCAGCAGGGGCUGAUGGAAGUCUCUAUGUGGUGUCACCAGGAGGUGAAGAGAGCGGGGAGUACGUCUGCACUGCCACCAAUGCGGCUGGCUAUGCCAGACGGAAAGUUCAGCUGACGGUCUAUGUAAGGCCCAGAGUGUUUGGAGACCUCCGAGGACUGUCCCAGGAUAAACCUGUUGAGAUCUCCGUCCUUGCAGGGGAAGAGGUGACACUUCCAUGUGAAGUGAAGAGCUUACCCCCACCCAUAAUUACGUGGGCCAAAGAAACCCAGCUCAUUUCUCCAUUCUCUCCAAGACACAUGUUCCUUCCAUCUGGUUCAAUGAAGAUCUCUGAGACCCGGCUUUCAGAUACGGGGAUGUACCUUUGUGUUGCCACCAAUAUUGCUGGGAAUGUGACUCAAUAUGUUAAAUUAAAUGUCCAUGUUCCUCCAAAGAUUCAGCGUGGCCCUAAACAGAUGAAAGUCCAAGUCGGUCAAAGAGUGGACAUUCUGUGUAAUGUGCAAGGGACCCCUGCUCCUGUGAUCACCUGGCAUAAAGACCGAAGCAGCGUGCUGGCUGAUGGCGUGCAGCACAUUAGCAGUCCAGAUGGAACUUUAAGCAUCCAGCACGCCAUGCCCGCAGAUGCUGGCGUAUACACAUGUGUUGCUACUAACAUAGCAGGCAGUGAUGAAACGGAGAUAACACUCCAUGUCCAAGAGCCACCUACAUUGGAAGAUCUAGAACCUCCCUAUAACACUCCAUUCCAGGAAAGAGUGGUCAACCAACGCAUUGCAUUCCCAUGCCCUGCAAAAGGUACCCCUCAACCAACCAUCAAAUGGUUACACAAUGGUAGAGAGUUGACAGGCCAAGAGCCUGGUAUCUCUAUCUUGGAAGAUGGCACACUGUUGAUGAUUGCUUCUGUUACACCAUUUGACAAUGGGGAGUACAUCUGUGUGGCAGUCAAUGAAGCUGGAACCACAGAAAGAAAAUAUAACCUCAAAGUCCAUGUUCCUCCAGUAAUUAAAGAUAAAGAACAAGUGACAAAUGUGUCUGUGUUGGUAAAUCAGCUGACCAGUCUCUUUUGUGAAGUGGAAGGUACUCCAUCUCCCAUCAUUACAUGGUAUAAAGAUGAUGUCCAGGUGACGGAAAGCAGUGCCGUUCAGAUCGUGAACAAUGGAAAGAUACUAAAGCUCUUCAAAGCCACUCCAGAGGAUGCAGGAAGAUAUUACUGCAAAGCAAUUAACAUUGCAGGCACUUCCCAGAAGUAUUUUCACAUCGAUGUGCUAGUUCCCCCCACCAUAACAGGUGCUAGCUCCCCAAAUGAAGUAUCGGUUAUCCUCAACCAUGACACCACCCUGGAAUGCCAGGCCAGAGGCAAUCCCUUCCCUGCUAUUCACUGGUUCAAAGAUGGCAAGCCUUUAUUUUUGGGAGAUCCUAAUAUUGAACUUCUAGACAGAGGACAAGUUCUACAUCUAAAGAAAGCACGAAGAAGUGACAAGGGGCGCUACCAAUGCACUGUGUCUAAUGCAGCUGGAAAACAAGCCAAGGAUAUAAAACUGACAAUCUAUAUUCCACCCAGUAUUAAAGGAGGAAAUGUCACUGCAGAAAUAUCAGUAUUGAUCAACAGUAUGAUUAAACUGGAAUGUGAAACACGGGGACUUCCAAUGCCUGCUAUUACUUGGUAUAAGGAUGGCCAGCCAGUCAUGUCCAGCUCACAAAUACUUUACAUUGAUAAAGGACAAUUUCUUCAUAUUCCUCGAGCACAAGUCUCUGAUUCAGCAACAUAUACGUGUCAUGUAACCAAUGUUGCAGGAACUGCUGAAAAAUCAUUUCAUGUGGAUGUCUAUGUUCCUCCAGUAAUUGAAGGUGACUUGGCUACACCUUUGAGUAAGCAAGUAGUUAUUAAUCAUUCACUGACACUGGAGUGCAAAGCUGCUGGCAACCCUCCUCCAGUUCUCACCUGGUUGAAAGACGGCAUACCUGUGAAAGCCAGUGACAACAUCCUCAUAGAAGCUGGUGGGAAGAAACUUGAAAUUAUGAGUGCCCAAGAAGUUGAUCAAGGACAGUAUGUAUGUGUGGCCACCAGUGUGGCAGGAGAAAAGGAAAUCAAAUAUGAAGUUGAUGUCUUGGUGCCACCAGUGGUAGAAGGAGGAGAUGAAACAUCUUACUUCAUUGUGAUGGUCAAUAACUUACUGGAGCUGGAUUGUCAUGUGACAGGCUCUCCCCCACCAACUAUCAUGUGGCUGAAGGAUGGCCAGCUAAUUGACGGAAGGGAUGGAGUCAAGAUUUUACUUAAUGGACGUAAACUAAUUAUCACUCAGGCUCAAGUGUCAGACACCGGUCUUUAUCAGUGUGUGGCAACAAACACCGCUGGAGACCACAAGAAGGAAUUUGAAGUGACUGUUCAUGUUCCUCCAACAAUCAAGCCUUCAGGCCUUUCGGAGAGAGCUGUGGUGAAAUAUAAGCCUGUCACUUUGCAGUGCAUAGCCAAUGGCAUUCCAAAUCCAUCCAUUACAUGGUUGAAAGAUGGCCAACCUGUGAACACUGCCCAAGGAAACCUCAAGAUACAAUCUUCUGGUCGAGUUCUGCAGAUUGCCAAAGCCCUGUUGGAGGAUGCUGGCCGAUAUACAUGUGUGGCUACCAAUGCAGCUGGAGAAACACAACAGCGCAUUCAAUUGCAUGUGCACGAAGCACCUCGUCUGGAAGAGGCAGGGAAGAUGCUGAAUGAGACGGUGGUAGUGAACAGCCCUGUCCAGCUGGAGUGUAAGGCAGCUGGGAACCCUUCCCCCGUUAUUACAUGGUACAAAGAUAAUCGUCCACUCUCAGGUUCCAGCGGCAUAACUUUCUUGAACAGAGGACAGAUCAUUAAUAUUGAAAGUGCCCAAAUCUCAGAUGCUGGCCUGUACAAAUGUGUGGCCAUCAACUCAGCUGGAGCAACAGAGUUAUUUUACAGUCUGCAAGUUCACGUGCCCCCAUCGAUUUCUGGCAGCAAUAACAUGGUGGCAGUGGUGGUUAAUAAUCUGGUGAGGUUAGAAUGUGAAGCCAGAGGUAUCCCUGCCCCAAGUCUGACCUGGCUGAAAGAUGGGAGCCCCGUCUCCAGUUUUGCUAAUGGAAUACAGGUUCUCUCUGGGGGUCGCAUCCUAGCAUUGACCAGUGCACAAAUCAGUGAUACGGGAAUAUACACUUGCGUGGCAGUGAAUGCUGCUGGGGAGAAGCAAAGGGACAUUGACCUCAGAGUCUAUGCUCCACCAAAUAUUAUGGGAGAAGAACAAAACGUCUCUGUCAUCAUUGGCCAAGCCGUGGAGUUACUGUGUCAGAGUGAUGCAAUCCCCUCACCUACUCUUACUUGGUUAAAAGAUGGCCGCCACUUACUGAAGAAACCAGGCCUCACUGUCUCUGAAAAUGGAAGUGUGUUAAAGAUUGAAGAUGCUCAGGUUCAAGACACGGGUCGUUACACUUGUGAAGCAACGAACGUUGCAGGAAAAACUGAGAAAAACUAUAAUGUCAACAUUUGGGUACCCCCAAAUAUUUAUGGUUCUGAUGAACUAGCUCAACUUACAGUCAUCGAAGGGAAUCUUAUUAGUCUACUGUGUGAAUCAAGUGGUAUUCCACCCCCAAAUCUCAUUUGGAAAAAGAAAGGCUCUCCAGUGCUGGCUGAUUCCAUGGGGCGAGUUAGAAUUUUAUCUGGAGGCAGACAGUUACAAAUUUCAAUUGCUGAAAAAUCAGAUGCAGGGCUGUAUACAUGUGUAGCGUCGAAUGUCGCUGGGACCACAAAGAAAGAUUACAAUCUGCAAGUUUACAUUCGACCAACCAUAACAAACAGUGGCAGCCACCCUACUGAAAUUAUUGUGACUCGAGGCAAGAGUGUUUCCUUGGAGUGUGAGGUGCAGGGUAUGCCUCCGCCAACAAUGACCUGGAUAAAAGACGGCCGCCCCGUGACCAAGGGAAGAGGAGUGGAAAUACUGGACGAAGGUCGCAUCCUUCAGCUGAAGAACAUUCACAUAUCUGACACAGGUCGUUAUGUGUGUGUUGCUGUAAACGUAGCAGGAAUGACUGACAGAAAAUAUGACUUAAGUGUACAUGCCCCUCCAAACAUCAUAGGAAACCACAGGGCAUCUGAAAAUAUCAGUGUGGUGGAAAAGAACUCUGUGUCCUUGACUUGUGAAGCUUCAGGAAUUCCUCUGCCUUCAACAACUUGGCUUAAAGAUGGGUGGCCCAUCAGCCUCAGCAAUUCUGUGCGGAUUCUCUCAGGAGGCAGGAUGCUUCGAAUGAUGCAAACCAGAAUGGAGGAUGCUGGCCAAUAUACUUGUGUUGCGAGGAAUGCAGCUGGUGAAGAAAGAAAAACCUUUGGACUGUCCGUGUUAGUACCGCCUCAUAUUGUGGGUGAAAAUACCUUGGAAGACGUGAAGGUAAAAGAGAAACAGAGUGUUACGCUGCUUUGUGAAGUGACAGGGAAUCCAGUGCCAAAAGUCACCUGGCACAAAGAUGGCCAGCUCAUCCAAGAAGAUGAAGCCCAUCACAUUGAGUCUGGGGGCCAUUUUCUUCACAUUACCAAUGCCCAGGUGUCACACACUGGAAGAUACAUGUGUUUGGCUUCUAAUACAGCUGGCGACAAGAGCAAAAGUUUCAGUCUUAAUGUGUUUGUGUCUCCUACAAUUGCUGGUGUGGAUGGUGAUGGCAGCCAUGAAGAUGUCACUGUUAUCCUGAAUAGCCCCACCUCUCUGGUCUGUGAAGCUUAUUCAUAUCCUCCAGCUACCAUCACCUGGUUUAAGGAUGGCGCUCCUUUAGAAUCUAACCAAAAUAUUCGUAUACUUCCAGGUGGUAGGACUCUGCAGAUCCUCAAUGCACAGGAGGACAACGCUGGGCGAUACUCCUGUGUGGCCACUAAUGAGGCUGGGGAGAUGAUUAAGCACUAUGAAGUGAAGGUCUACAUUCCACCCAUAAUCAAGAAAGGAGACAUUUUGGGGCCAGGACUUUCCCCUAAAGAAGUGAAGAUCAAAGUAAACAACACCCUGACCUUGGAAUGUGAAGCUUAUGCAAUUCCUUCUGCCUCUCUCAGCUGGUACAAGGAUGGACAGCCCCUUAAAUCCGAUGAUCAUGUAAAUAUUGCUGCAAAUGGACACACUCUUCAAAUAAAGGAGGCUCAAAUAUCAGAUACCGGGCGAUAUACAUGUGUAGCAUCUAACAUUGCAGGUGAAGAUGAGUUGGAUUUUGACGUGAAUAUCCAAGUCCCUCCAAGUUUUCAGAAACUCUGGGAGAUGGGAAACAUGCUAGAUAGCGGAAGGAGUGGUGAAGCCAAAGAUGUCAUCAUCAACAACCCCAUUUCUCUGUACUGUGAGACUAAUGCUGCUCCUCCUCCGACGCUGACCUGGUACAAAGACGGCCGUCCCCUGACCUCAAGUGACAAAGUACUGAUCCUGCCAGGAGGGCGAGUAUUGCAGAUUCCCCGGGCUAAAGUUGAAGAUGCUGGAAGAUAUACAUGUGUGGCUGUGAAUGAGGCCGGAGAGGAUUCCCUUCAGUACGACGUCCGGGUGCUCUUGCCACCAAUUAUCAAGGGAGCAAAUAGUGAUCUCCCCGAAGAGGUCACAGUGCUCGUGAACAAGAGCACGCGGAUGGAGUGUCUAUCCAGCGGCAGCCCGGCACCGAGGAAUUCCUGGCAAAAAGAUGGACAGCCACUGCUGGAAGAUGACCAUCAUAAAUUUCUAUCGAAUGGGAGAAUUCUGCAGAUUCUGAAUACUCAACUAAUGGAUAUCGGCAGGUAUGUGUGUGUAGCUGAGAACACAGCUGGAAGUGCCAAAAAAAAUUUUAACCUCAAUGUUCAUGUUCCUCCCAGUGUCAUUGGUCCCAACCCUGAAAAUCUUACUGUUGUGGUGAACAAUUUCAUUUCCUUGACCUGUGAGGUCUCUGGUUUUCCACCUCCUGAUCUCAGCUGGCUCAAGAAUGAACAGCCUAUCAAGUUAAGCACAAACGCUCUCAUUGUGCCCGGUGGUCGAACUCUACAAAUUCUGCGGGCUAAGGUAUCUGAUGGUGGGGAAUACACUUGUAUAGCCAUCAGCCAAGCUGGUGAAAGCAAGAAGAAGAUUUCCCUGACUGUUUAUGUGCCCCCGAGCAUUAAAGAUCAUGGCAGUGAAUCUCUCUCUGUAGUUAACGUAAGAGAGGGAACGUCAGUGUCAUUGGAGUGCGAGUCCAACGCUGUGCCCCCUCCAGUUGUCACUUGGUAUAAGAAUGGGCGAAUGAUAACAGAGUCCACUCACUUGGAGAUUUUAGCUGACGGACAAAUGCUGCACAUCAAAAAAGCCGAGGUGUCUGACACAGGCCAGUAUGUAUGUAGAGCUAUAAAUGUAGCAGGACGAGAUGAUAAAAAUUUCCACCUCAAUGUAUAUGUGCCACCCAGUAUUGAAGGUCCUGAAAAAGAAGUGGUUGUAGAGACAAUCAGCAAUCCUGUGACCUUAACUUGUGAUGCCACGGGGAUCCCACCUCCCAUGAUAGCAUGGUUAAAGAACCGCAGGCCUAUAGAAAAUUCUGACUCACUUGAAGUUCAUAUUUUGUCUGGAGGUAGCAAACUCCAAAUUGCCCGGUCUCAGCCUUCAGACAGUGGAAACUAUACGUGUAUUGCAUCCAACACGGAAGGGAAAGCCCAGAAGAGUUACAUUCUUUCAGUUCAAGUUCCUCCAAGUGUGGCAGGUGCUGAAAUUCCAAGUGAUGUCAGUGUCCUUCUAGGAGAAAAUGUGGAGCUGGUCUGCAAAGCGAAUGGCAUUCCUGCCCCACUUAUUCAGUGGCUUAAAGAUGGAAAACCCUUAACUAGUGCUAAAAGAGAAAGAAUUCGGGUGACUGCAAAUGGCAGCACAUUAAACAUUUAUGGAGCCAUCACAUCCGACAUGGGGAAAUACACAUGUGUUGCUACUAAUCCCGCUGGAGAAGAAGACCGAAUUUUUAACUUGAAUGUCUAUGUUCCACCUACAAUUAACGGUAAUAAAGAAGAAGCAGAGAAACUAAUGGCUUUGGUGGAUACGUCAAUAAAUAUUGAAUGCAGAGCUACAGGGAUGCCUCCACCACAGAUCAGCUGGCUGAAGAAUGGCCUCCCUCUGCCUCUCUCCUCCCACAUCCGGUUGCUGGCCGCAGGGCAGGUUAUCAGGAUUGUGAGAGCUCAGCUAUCUGACGUUGCUGUGUAUACUUGUGUGGCCUCCAACAGAGCCGGGGUGGAUAAUAAGCAUUACGAUCUGCAAGUACUUGUGCCACCAAAUAUGGACAAUGCAAUGGGGACAGAGGAAAUCACAGUUCUCAAAGACAGCUCCACCUCUAUGACAUGCAUUAGUGAUGGAACCCCAAUGCCCAGCAUGUCCUGGCUUAGAGAUAGUCUUUCUCUGGAGCCUGAUGACCAUCUGAUGAUCGACACUCAAGGAAUGGUCCUCCAGCUCAUUAAAGCGGAGACUGAAGAUUCAGGAAGAUACACUUGUGUUGCCUCAAAUGAAGCUGGAGAAGUCAGCAAGCACUUCAUCCUGAAGGUCCUAGAACCACCCCACAUUAAUGGAUCUGAAGAACCUGGAGAGAUAUCAGUAAUUGUUAAUAACCCACUUGAACUUACCUGCAUUGCUUCUGGAAUUCCAGCCCCUAAAAUCACCUGGAUGAAAGAUGGCCGGCCACUUCCUCAGACAGAUCAAGUGCAAACUCUAGGAGGAGGAGAGAUUCUUCAGAUCUCUAGUGCUCAGGUGGAGGAUACAGGAAGAUACACCUGCCUGGCAUCCAGUCCUGCCGGAGAUGAUGAUAAAGAGUAUUUAGUGAGAGUGCAUGUUCCCCCUAAUAUUGCUGGAACUGAUGAGCCCCAAGGUUUCUCUGUGUUACGGAAUAGACAAGUGACAUUGGAAUGCAAAUCGGAUGCAGUGCCCCCACCUGUAAUUACUUGGCUCAAAAAUGGAGAACGCUUACAGUUAGUAGUUGGUUCUGGUCGAAAGAAAGUUCCUCCAAGCAUAAAAGGUGGCUCCCAGAGUCUAAUCAUUCUCUUAAGUAAGUCAACUCUACUGGAAUGCAUUGCGGAAGGUGUCCCAACCCCAAGGAUAACAUGGAGGAAGGAUGGAGCUGUUCUAUCUGGGAAUCAUGCAAGAUACUCUGUCUUGGAAAAUGGAUUCCUUCAUAUUCAAUCAGCACAAGUUACUGACACUGGGCGGUAUUUGUGUAUGGCCACCAAUGCUGCUGGAACAGAUCACAGGAGAAUAGAUUUACAGGUCCAUGUUCCUCCAUCUAUUUCUCCGGGUCUGACCAACAUAACUGUAACUGUAAAUGUUCAAACUACUCUGGCUUGUGAGGCGACGGGGAUACCAAAACCAUCAAUCCACUGGAGAAAAAAUGGGCACCUUCUUAAUGUGGAUCAAAAUCAGAAUUCAUACAGGCUUCUUUCUUCAGGUUCACUGGUGAUUAUCUCCCCUUCUGUGGAUGACACUGCAACUUAUGAGUGCACUGUGACAAAUGAUGCUGGAGAAGAUAAGAGAACCAUAGACCUCACUGUCCAAGUUCCACCUUCCAUUGCUGAUGAGCCUACAGACUUCCUCAUAACCAAACACGCCCCAGCGGUAAUUACCUGUACUGCUUCUGGAGUUCCAUUUCCCUCCAUUCACUGGACCAAAAAUGGCAUAAGACUGCUUCCCAGGGGAGAUGGCUAUAGAAUUCUGUCCUCAGGAGCAAUUGAAAUAUUUGCUGCCCAAUUAAACCAUGCUGGAAGAUAUACUUGUGUCGCUAGGAAUUCAGCUGGUUCUGUUCAUCGACACGUGACCCUUCAUGUUCAAGAGCCUCCAGUUAUUCAGCCCCAACCAAGUGAGCUGGACGUCAUUCUAAACAAUCCCAUUUUACUACCAUGUGAAGCAACAGGGACACCCAGUCCUUUCAUUACGUGGCAAAAAGAAGGCAUCAAUGUCAUCACUUCAGUUCCUCCCGUCAUUAGCCCUCACCCGAAGGAACAUGUGGUUGCUGUGGACAAGCCCCUCGUGCUGCCGUGCCAGGCGGACGGCCUGCCCUCGCCCGAUGUCACCUGGCAGAAGGACGGGCGUGCGGUGGUGGACUCGGUCCGCCAGCGCGUGCUGAGCUCGGGCUCUCUGCAGAUCGCCUUCGCCCAGCCCCAGGACGCCGGGCAGUACACGUGCACGGCGGCCAAUGUGGCGGGGUCCAGCAGCGCCAGCACCAAGCUCACUGUCCACGUACCACCCAGGAUCCGAAAUACAGAAGUACAGUACACAGUCAAUGAGAACUCACAAGCCAUUCUUCCGUGCGUGGCAGAUGGAAUCCCCAUACCCACGAUUAGCUGGAAAAAAGAUAAUGUUCUUUUAGCUAACUUGUUAGGAAAAUACAGCGCUGAACCAUACGGAGAGCUCGUUUUGGAAAAUGUUGAGCUGGAAGAUUCUGGGACCUACACCUGUAUUGCCAACAAUACUGCAGGUGAAGAUACACACAGUGUCAGCCUGACUGUACAUAUUCUCCCCACUUUUACUGAGCUUCCCGGGGAUGUGUCCUUAAAUAAAGGAGAACAGCUACGAUUAAGCUGUAAAGCAACUGGCAUUCCACUGCCCAAAUUAACAUGGACCUUUAAUAACAAUAUUAUCCCAGCCCACUAUGACAGUGUCAAUGGACACAGUGAACUUGUUAUUGAAAGAGUGUCCAAAGAGGAUUCCGGUACUUACGUGUGCACCGCAGAGAACAGUGUUGGUUUUGUGAAAGCAAUUGGGUUUGUGUAUGUGAAAGAACCUCCCGUCUUCAAAGGUGAUUACCCUUCUAACUGGAUUGAACCACUUGGUGGUAAUGCAAUCCUGAAUUGUGAGGUGAAAGGAGACCCCACCCCAACCAUCCAGUGGAGCAGAAAAGGAGCAGGUGUUGAAAUUAACCACAGAAUCCGGCAGCUGGGCAAUGGCUCCCUGGCCAUCUAUGGCACUGUAAAUGAAGAUGCUGGGGACUACACGUGCAUCGCUGCCAAUGAAGCUGGGAUAGUGGAGCGCAGCAUGAGUCUGACUCUGCAAAGUCCUCCUAUUAUCACUCUGGAGCCAGUGGAAACUGUUGUCCAUGCUGGUGGGAGCAUCGUACUGAAUUGUCAGGCAGCUGGAGAACCUCAUCCCACCAUUACAUGGUCCCGCCAGGGCCAGUCUAUUCCCUGGGAUGACCGGGUUAAGGUGUUAUCCAACCACUCAUUACGUAUCACUGGUGCCCGAAGAGAAGAUACCUCUGACUACGAAUGUGUUGCUCGGAACUUAAUGGGUUCUGUCCUUGUCAGAGUGCCUGUCACAGUGCAGGUUCAUGGUGGGUUUUCCCAGUGGUCUGCGUGGAAGUCCUGCAGUGUCACCUGUGGAAGAGGAAUCCAGAAGAGGAGCCGUGUCUGUAACGCCCCCCGUCCGGCCAACGGUGGGAAGCCUUGCCAAGGGUCGGAUUCCGAAAUGCGCAACUGUCACAAUAAGCUGUGUCCAGUGGACGGGAGCUGGUCAGAGUGGAGUCCUUGGGAAGAAUGCACGAGGAGCUGUGGGCGCGGCAACCGAACCAGGACCAGAACAUGCAGUAAUCCAUCAGCCCAGCACGGUGGGCGGCCGUGUGAAGGGAAUGCUGUGGAAAUAAUCAUGUGUAGCAUCAGGCCUUGCCCAGUUCAUGGAGCCUGGAGUACUUGGCAGCCUUGGGGUCCAUGCAGCGAAAGUUGUGGGAAAGGUACCCAGACAAGAACAAGACUUUGCAAUAACCCACCACCAUCAUUGGGUGGGACCUUCUGUGAUGGACCAGAAACACAAGUUCAAGUUUGCAAUGAAAGACACUGUCCAGUGCAUGGCAAGUGGGCAACGUGGGCCAGUUGGAGCAUCUGUUCAGUCUCCUGUGGAGGGGGUGUCAGGCAUAGAACAAGGGACUGCUCUGACCCUGCCCCCCAGCACGGAGGAAGCAAGUGUGAAGGAAGCGAUAUCCAGAGUGAUUUUUGCAAUAGUGACCCUUGUCCAACCCAUGGACACUGGAGCCCUUGGAGUGGCUGGGGAACGUGCAGCCGGACGUGCAACGGAGGCCAGAUGCGGCGGUACCGCACGUGCGACAACCCGCGUCCUGCCAAUGGAGGGAGAGCCUGUGGGGGGCCCGACUCCCAGACCCAGAGGUGCAACUCUGACAUGUGUCCCGUGGAUGGAAGUUGGGGAAACUGGCAUAGUUGGAGCCCAUGUUCUGUCUCUUGUGGAGGAGGUGAAAAGCCUCGGAAGCGGCUGUGCGACAGUCCGGCUCCAGCGAAAGGUGGCCGUCCCUGUCCAGGAGAUGCUACUCAGGUGUCCAGAUGCAAUACACAAGCAUGUCCAGGUGGGCCCCAGAGAGCCAGGGGAAGUGUUAUUGGAAAUAUUAAUGAUGUUGAAUUUGGAAUUGCUUUCCUGAAUGCCACAGUAACAGAUAGCCCUAGCUCCGAUGCUAGAGUAAUACAGGCCAAAAUUACCAAUGUGCCACGUAGUCUUGGUUCAGCAAUGAAAAAGAUAGUUUCUAUUUUAAAUCCCAUUUAUUGGACAACAGCAAAGGAAAUAGGAGAAGCUGUCAAUGGCUUUACCCUCACCAAUGCGGUCUUCAAAAGGGAAACCCAAGUAGAAUUUGCAACUGGAGAAAUUUUGCGGAUGACUCAUAUUGCCCGGGGCCUGGAUCCCGACGGAGCUUUGCUGCUCGAUAUUGUUGUGAGUGGCCGUGUGCUGCAGCUCCAGUCACCUGCUGAAGUCGCUGUCAAGGAUUACACAGAGGACUACAUCCAAACGGGUCCCGGGCAGCUGUAUGCCUACUCAACCCGGCUGUUCACCAUCGAUGGCAUCAGUGUCCCGUACACUUGGAACCACACCAUCCUCUACGAUCACACCCGGGGAGGAAUGCCCUUCCUGGUAGAGACGCUUCACGCAUCCUCUGUAGAAUCUGACUAUAACCAGUUAGAAGAGACAUUGGGUUUUAAAAUCCACGCUUCAAUUUCCAAAGGAGAUCGCAGUAAUCAGUGCCCCUCUGGGUUCACCUUAGACACAGCUGGACCGUUCUGUGCUGAUAUUGAUGAGUGUGCUUUGGGUGGACACACCUGCCACGGUGGUCAGGACUGUGACAAUACUAUUGGGUCCUAUCACUGUGUGGUCCGUUGUGGAACUGGCUUUCGAAGAACUUCUGAUGGGCUGAGUUGUCAAGAUGUGAACGAGUGUCGACAGAAUGUGUGCAGACCAGAUCAGCACUGUAAGAACACCCGAGGUGGCUACAAGUGCAUUGAUCUUUGUCCAAAUGGAAUGACCAAGGCAGAAAAUGGAACCUGCAUUGACAUUGAUGAAUGUAAAGAUGGGACCCAUCAGUGCCGAUAUAACCAGAUAUGUGAAAAUACAAGAGGCAGCUAUCGUUGUGUCUGCCCCAGAGGUUAUCGGUCUCAAGGAGUUGGAAGACCCUGUAUGGACAUUAAUGAAUGUGAACAAGUGCCUAAACCUUGUGCACAUCAAUGUUCCAACACCCCCGGCAGCUUCAAGUGUACCUGUCCCCCAGGACAACAUGUAUUAGGGGACGGGAAAUCUUGCGCUGGAUUGGAGAGGCUGCCAAAUUAUGGCAUUCAGUACAGUAGCUAUAACCUUGCACGGUUCUCCCCUGUGAGAAACAACUAUCAACCUCAGCAGCAGUACAGACAGUACUCACAUCUCUACAGCUCCUACUCAGAGUAUAGGAACAGCAGGACAUCUCUCUCCAGGACUAGAAGGACUAUUAGGAAAACUUGCCCCGAAGGCUCUGAGGCAAAGCAUGACACAUGCGUAGACAUUGAUGAAUGUGAACAUACAGACACCUGCCAGCACGAGUGUAAGAACACCCUUGGAAGCUAUCAGUGCCUCUGCCCUCCUGGCUACCAACUCUCACUCAACGGGAAGACGUGCCAAGAUGUGGAUGAGUGUCUGGAGCAGAACAUCCGCUGCGGAGCCAACCGCAUGUGCUUCAACACGAGGGGAGGCUACCGGUGCAUCGACACUCCCUGCCCGCCCGACUACCAGCGGGAUCCCGUGUCAGGGUUCUGCCUCAAGAACUGUCCCCCCAACGAUUUGGAAUGUGCCUUGAGCCCAUAUGCCUUGGAGUACAAACUCGUCUCCCUCCCAUUUGGAAUAGCCGCCAAUCAAGAUUUAAUCCGGCUGGUUGCAUACACGCAGGCUGGAGUGAUGCAUCCCAGGACGACCUUCCUCAUGGCAGAUGAGGAACACACUGCUCCUUUUGCCUUGAGGGGUGAAAACCUGAAAGGAGUGGUGUACACCACACGACCACUGCAGGAACCAGAGACUUACCGCAUGAGGGUUCGAGCCUUGUCCUACAGCGGCAAUGGGACCAUUGAGUAUCAAACCACAUUCAUAGUCUAUAUCGCUGUGUCUGCCUAUCCGUACUAA
Molecule: messenger RNA, 16446 nt
Organism: Otolemur garnettii (small-eared galago)
Lineage: Eukaryota; Metazoa; Chordata; Mammalia; Primates; Galagidae
Gene: HMCN1
Product: hemicentin 1
Exons: 104
Biological process (GO): homophilic cell-cell adhesion; synapse organization
Cellular component (GO): plasma membrane; axon; neuronal cell body
Molecular function (GO): calcium ion binding; axon guidance receptor activity
Source: RefSeq, a predicted model, not a curated record